UCCUAGUGACUCAAUUCCUUCCUAUAUAUCGCUGCAAAAACUCAGAGAGAGAGAGAGAGAGAGAGAGAACAAAAUGGCUUGCCAUGUCAAUUUGGUUCCCCAAUCCAUGGCCACAGCGUCAGCUAAACCCAAAGCUCCUCCUCCUCCCGCCGCGUGUUCCAUUUCAAAGCCAUUCAUCUCCGCAAAGCUUGUUCACUCGUCGCAAUCCUCUUUCGUUUCCACCUUCUCUCCCUCUCGCCCUCAAACCCUAACUCCUCUCCGUUCCAGCAGAGCUAUGACUGACCUGGCGGUGCGGUGUGCUUCUAAGGCUGAGCCGCUCAGAAUUAUGAUAUCCGGGGCGCCUGCUUCGGGUAAAGGCACGCAAUGCGAGCUCAUUACUCAGAAAUAUGAUUUGGUACAUGUCGCUGCUGGAGAUUUACUUAGAGCGGAAAUUGCAUCUGGGAGUGAAAAUGGGAAGCGUGCAAGGGCGUACAUGGACAAAGGACAAUUGGUUCCAGAUGAAAUAGUUGUUAUGAUGGUGAAAGAGCGUCUAUUACAGCCAGAUUCUCAAGAAAAAGGCUGGCUCUUGGAUGGAUACCCUAGGAGCUCAUCGCAAGCAAUUGCUCUUAAGGAAUUCGGCUUCGAGCCAGAUCUUUUCAUUCUUCUUGACGUUCCUGAAGAGAUUCUUGUUGACAGAGUAGUUGGAAGAAGGUUAGAUCCUGUUACUGGAAAGAUCUACCAUCUGAAGUAUUCUCCUCCAGAGACCCCAGAGAUCGCGGCAAGGCUCACCCAACGUUUUGAUGAUACAGAAGAAAAGGUGAAACUUCGACUGCACACUCAUCAUCAAAAUGUGGAGGCAGUACUUUCAUUAUAUGAAGACAUAACCCUUAAGGUGGACGGGAGUGUUACCAAGGAUGAUGUGUUUGCCCAAAUUGAUGGCGCGCUGGCAAAGCUUCUUGAGAAAAAGCGGGCUACCACAGAAUCUCUGGCAGCUUAGAAGAUGUAGAUAAUGAUUUUGGCUCCCAUUUUGACGAGUUAGAAAAAGUUCAAGUCAAUAAUUAAGCACGAUUUGGCUGUUUCGAUGUGCUAGGAAACUACAUCUGUGAAGAACACGACUUGUACAUGUCAUUGCAGCCGCCAGCCAAAGGAAAAGAAAGAAAGAUAUCACAUCCAUAUCAUGUUGGGUAGGCUAGUGAUUUAUUUGCAGCUAAAUAAGCUGAAGUGUUCGAUUUAGAUUUACAUAUAUAUAGGUUCAUUGGGUUUAUUAUUAUAUUUAAUAUAUUUGGUGCUCAA
Messenger RNA from Rosa chinensis, 1272 nucleotides. Its product is annotated as adenylate kinase, chloroplastic. Gene Ontology annotation, cellular component: cytoplasm. Gene Ontology annotation, molecular function: ATP binding; nucleoside diphosphate kinase activity; AMP kinase activity. Gene Ontology annotation, biological process: nucleoside triphosphate biosynthetic process. The transcript is spliced from 7 exons. The record is from RefSeq and is a predicted model, not a curated record. NCBI's taxonomy places the organism in Eukaryota, Viridiplantae, Streptophyta, Magnoliopsida, Rosales, Rosaceae. Bases 74 to 976 code for a protein of 300 amino acids.